Molecule: messenger RNA, 811 nt
Organism: Trifolium pratense (red clover)
Lineage: Eukaryota; Viridiplantae; Streptophyta; Magnoliopsida; Fabales; Fabaceae
Product: co-chaperone protein p23-2
Exons: 6
Coding region: 98-553 (151 amino acids)
Biological process (GO): protein folding; chaperone-mediated protein complex assembly
Cellular component (GO): nucleus; cytosol
Molecular function (GO): Hsp90 protein binding; protein-folding chaperone binding
Source: RefSeq, a predicted model, not a curated record
CAGAACAAGUGACGACGACUCAUCAAGUGACGACGACGACGACGACACAGACACUCACUCACAUUGCUUUCACUUCUUCGCUCCCACUCACCUGGAAAUGAGUCGUCAUCCAGAAGUUCUUUGGGCGCAGCGUUCUGAUAAGGUUUACCUGACUGUUUCUCUACCUGAUGCAAAGGAUGUUUCUGUGAAGUGUGAGCCUCAUGGUCUGUUUACUUUCUCUGCUUCUAAGAUUCAACAUGAAUCUUACAACUUUAGCUUGGAACUUUAUGGAUCAAUUGCACCUGAGGGUUGUAAAACUAAAACUAGCUCAAGAAACAUACUAUGCUCAAUUCAGAAAGGACAAAGAGGUUGGUGGAAAAGACUACUGAAGUCUGAAGCGAAACCUGCACCAUACCUGAAGGUUGAUUGGAAUAAAUGGUGUGAUGAAGAUGAAGAAUCGGAUUCUGAAUUGAUAUCUGAUGAUGAUGGACAGUUUGCUGGUGAAGAUGAUGAAAGCAGUGAUGAUGAUGGAAUGUUAUAUCUCCCUGAUUUGGAAAAGGCUAGAGGAAAGUAACUCUUAUAGUACUAACAAAGGUUGAAGAAGCUUCAAAAAGAUGGAGUCAUAUGGAAGUGUUAGAUAGGUGUAGGGAUAGUCUACUUUAUGAGAAACAAUGAUGUAUUAUUGUAGCUAUCCUGUAUAUAAAGUAUGAGUGGUGCUUUGGAAUCUGAAAACAGUCUUGUUCUUCUUUGAUUACUUGCCACUAAUUCUAGUGUGGUUUCUUAGUAAGUGAAUGUUUGUUGCAUCACAUAAUCUAACAAAUUUUAUUGAAAA